AGACGACACGAACGAACUACUCCAUCCACAAAUUGCCAAGUGAACGAAAAAGAGAGUUCAGUUAGAGCAUCCCAUCAGUUCGGAGCUAAAAUCCGCCCGUGUUGUCCCGUUCAAAGGCCAUAAAGGUUGGAUUACCACUCUCCCCUGUCGACCCGACCCGGUGUCCUGUCUCACUGGAAUCCAUGCCAAGUUGAUGAUGACUGGUGACUGGAGACUGGUGAGUGUCCAGUAGUUUUGUGGACAAGCCGAGUCCGAAUGCCCAUUUGUUCCGAUCGAAAGUGAAACAACAACCAUGACGGCCUCUUCGCACUUGACCCACCCAAGAUCCAAGACAUGCCCAUGAAAACUAGACGCCUCCGACCAUUGUCUUAGAAGAGGAUAGGGGAUAGGAUGGAUGUGAUGGGGAUUGAUUAAUGGUCAGUGUCAUCAGGAUGAGUGGUGAACGAAAUCUCCCCGAUAUAGCCGUGAUCUCGCCCGAGGGCCUCUCGGACCCAUCGGACUUUUCGGAGCCGUCGGUCGAGUCCUUGGGCUUGAUCAUGGACCCACCCAACUCCGAAGGGUGGGAUUUGGCCACGGACAUGGGCGUGUUUCGGCCUACACCCGGCUCCAAUGUGAUUGUCGACGAUUCGCCACUGCAAAAUCAAAUGGAGAGGAAUAAAGAAUCCUUGAAGGUCAAGCUCAUGGUUCGAAGGCCCUUCGACACUUUGGUGGAGCAGGGCAUCGUGCCUUCCCCCAAGACCUCUCCGUUUCUCCAUGAGCAACGCCAGAAAUUGGAGCGCGCCAAAAUGGGUGACAUGCUCCGGGCUAAGAUCGCCAAACGGCCGGAUCGACAAGAGCUCGUCCAUCGUCACAUCCUUGAGGAUGUUCCGGCCGGUGUGGACCCGUCUCUAUGUGAUAAACAGCGACAACUGAAACGCGCCAAAUUGGCCGACUCGCUGAGCAAUCAGCUCCAGUUGAGACCCGGUCCAUUGGAACUGAUCCAGAAGAACAUUCUCCACACGGAUGACACGGCUGUGGAGCAAGCGGUCAAGGAGGGUCAGAUCCAGUUCAGACCCACCAAUGACGGUUUGCCGUUCAAGCAAGUGGAACUACCGGACGUGUACACGGUGAACAGCUUCGACGAAGACUCUUCGGAUGGAGGCCUGAUUUCUCCCCCGUCGAGUGUGGAGACUGUACAGAAAUCUGAGAGCACGGAUAGUGUCUUUCCCGCCUUGGUCUCGAAAAGCGGCCAUGAGCGACGCUCGAGUGAUGUGAGUCAAUUUGCAGUGCCGAGUCCGCCGCCGUGUUCGUUAAGUGCCAGUUCAUCGACCUCGUCCAAGAUCUCGUCGUCCACGAGCUCACUGAGCAAUCAUCAAGCUUACAGCCAACGCGGAGCUCCGGGGAAAGAGCGAAAGAUCAAGAAGCCCAAGGCCAAAGGAACGGCCAGCACAGCCAAAACCAGGACCAUCAAGUUCCACGAGUACAAGGGUCCUCCGAGUGCGGCUCUAAAACGACCGAAUUCCGAGGAGGCGGAUGCGAAAAGUGCGGAAGAUUCUCGGUACGAACUUCUGCUCAAACAGCAACAACUGUUCCUCCAAUGGCAACUCGAACUCUCCCAUAAGUACCCUCAAAUUAUCCUUCCUGCUGCUCCAACCAGCUCCUCCAAUGUUGGAACAGCGACAAUGAUGGCUGUCGGCGCAGAAUCCUCGGUGGCCUCGUCGUCAACCACCAAAUUCAACUUUGUCACCCAAUCGUCUUUGGCCGCCAAGUAUCAGCCUCAAUUGUCCUCCGGGAGUAGCCAGGGCAGUAUUGCAAGCGUGCCCAGUCCAGCCACUUCGGCCCCACCAACGCCCAGGGCCAAUACCCCCAGUCGAACCUUGGUCAUAGGAUUUGGUUCGAAUCCGGCUUCGUCCGAGGACUCGGCUCGCCUUCUGGAGAAGAUGGAGGCUAUGAAAGUGACCGAUUUGAAGGCCGAGCUCAAGAAGCGGAACUUGCCAACGUCUGGACCGAAAAGUGCGCUCAUUGAGCGCCUUAAACCUCAUCUAGAGGCCAUGGUCAUGGCUAAUGGUGGCACUUUAAGGCUCAAAUUGGGCGGUCAAAGCCCCUCCUCCAGAGCCACAUCUGUGGGACGGACGUCCAAGGAGAACAGUCCAAUGAACAUUGGAUCAGAAGGUGUGGCCAUGGAUGCAUUAAGCCAACCUGGCACUCCCCUGGCCUUUCAAGAAAUGACGGGCAGUCCUUCGCCCAUGGGCUUCAACAGCCAAGAUUCGAACGCUCUCACUUCGCCCUUGAGAACCAUUCAUAGCAUGGAACAACAUUCUCCGCGGAGUACCAUGGACCUGGACCAUUUUGACCUGGACCUCAUGGACACGGAUCGGAGCCAAGCCUCUCCCGCGCCAUUACCUGCCACCACCACGGUAGUCACCACGAGCCCCAUCCGGACAAACAACUCGAAAAACACGGUUCUAAUGAAUUCACAGGGCUCACCCACCAUCAUCACCUUACCCAGCGCCACCGAAAUGAUCCCAGCCACACUGCCCACUGUCCUACCAAAACCCAUGACCAUCAUUCCUCCUCCGCCCCCACCGCCUCCCCCGCCCUCCAGAAGGAAGGCCUGCUUGCUGACCACUUCCACAUCGAAAGCGCCCUCAUUCACCAUAACACCGGUCAUGUCUACCAUGACCACGGCCAGUACCAGCACUCUUGCUCAAUCUCAGUUACAGAUUCUACCCAUGGCUCAGAUUCACACCACUCGAUCCGAGCCCAUUGUGAUCCAGGUUCCUCAAGCGCCCAAGGUGCUUACCACGAACGGCAUUCUAAGUAACCUGGUUCCGACCACCACCCCACAGUUAUCAGUGUUGCCCACGUCGAGCGCCGUGCAACGGGACAGUUCGCAUGACUUGAUUCGGGAGCAACAGAGGAAGAUCGAAGAGCUCCAGUCUGCGCUUCAAAAGUCCCAGAGCCAGCUUUUGGAGCAAGCCAAGAUCUUGUCCCAACAGCAGUCUCAGCUCAACGGCGCCAAUAACAAUUCGCCCGGUGCCAUCCCCUCUCCCACCUGUUUGGCCAUGCGUGAGCAGAACGCCAACCACAUGAAGAUGCUCAAGGCCCAGCAGAUGCAGAACAAUCAAUUGCAGAACCAAAUCCAACAGCUUCAAGCAAUGCAAAUGAAGGUACAAGAGCAUGAGCAACAGGUCAACCAGACCCUGACCACAGUGCGUCAAUCCACCACCCAAAUGACGCCACCCACACAAACAUCAACGUCAACGUCGGCCACAUCGUCCUCUAUGGGAGACGAACAGCGCGAAAUCCGCAUUGUCAUGGACGAUGGACAACACUUCAUCUUGAAGAAGGAUAUGGCUCAGCAUCUCAAGUGGGGUGGUCAGGAAACUCCCAAUCACGUGCCUGCUCAUCAGGUCAGCAAUCACAAUCAGUCGCAAGUUCUUCGUCAAAACUUGACCAACAAUGGCAUGGUGAGUUCGCAAAAGCAACAUUUUCCGAGCCGAGGCCUUCAAUCUAAUGCUAAUGUAAAUGCUACAUUUCUUCCAUUCCAUCAGAUAUCACAAUCGCCUCACAAUAUCCAGUAUAACACUGAGACACGGCUCAAUUCUCAUACUAAUGGUACGGCGUCUACUUCAACCGGGGUGUCCCAAGUUGCGCCCAAAGUGAAAAUUGAGCCCAAAAUUGAGUCUCAAGAUCCUUUAGUGGAGGAGAUGCUCCGCAUGUUGUCCUCCAAUAACAGCACGGAUCUUUUGCGCUAUGGUAUUGCCCCUCCCCCUCCACCGCCGCCAUACCACCACCAUAGUAAACCCAUAAGCGUUGCCACUCCUCCUUUGAACGACAUCUUGGCCUUCGAUAUCAACGAUUUUGAGCUCCCGGCUUUGGAGAACAUUGACUUUACACAUCAGGUCAACAACUCUCACCACCAGUUCAACAACGAUCCAGUUCAAUCGGAAGGAGAGUCUUCUAUGAUGAAUGGUAACUCUACCGAUGGCAUGGAUGUCGAUCAAGACGUUGCAGAUUGGCUGGAUUCACUUUUACCCCAGAACUCUGUUGUGAACAAUAUCACGAACGGAUUCACGCCUACCAAGAUCAAUUCCACCCCUGAAGAGGAACUUAAUGGCAAUGUCCCACCUUGUUGGACGAUGGAUUCGUUCAAUAAGGGCGGCAGCUCAAAUCCCGAUUUUGGAACCUCCACCCACUUCCUGGCCGAUGAUUUCUUGGCAUAAAACACAUGCCUGUUGUUGUAAUUCACUGAGCAAAGUCGAUGAUACGUUAUUUAUACACUUGCCAACGCAAGAACAGCAAAGCCUUUGGUCGCAAUAAAUUUCACACACAUACAGCCAAUUUUGUAGCGAGGAAAGAGACCCACCAGAACCAAGACAUCCGAUGCCGAUUAGUUCCAACGAGCUUCCUUUCAAGUGCAAGGUUGUGGAUGCUUUUUACUAAUAGGUACAUGCCGCACCUCUUUCUUGAGACAAUUGUUUUGUGAUAGCUACCUGAUGUUAUAAUCUAACAAUGUUGUUAUACUGUAAACCAAGUCCCUUUGUUUCAUUGUUAAUUGUCAAAGAUCAAAAUUUGCAAAAUUUGUUCCCUCUAUUUUCAUCCUGAAAAGAUUUUGUUCCAAGUGAGGAUGUUUUUGUACCUUUUCAAACACAGCUCUUGAUCUCUUGAAGAAUUGCUUGAUUUGUCAUACACGAGAUGCAUUUCCAUAAUGUAUUACAAAAACAAUAACAUCAUUCUUAUCAAAAUAUGAAUAAAAGUGGUGCCUAUGAAAACAA
Tigriopus californicus is the source of this 4757-nucleotide messenger RNA. RefSeq names its product myocardin-related transcription factor B-like (gene Mrtf). The transcript has 6 exons. Bases 414 to 4205 code for a protein of 1263 amino acids. The record is from RefSeq and is a predicted model, not a curated record. NCBI's taxonomy places the organism in Eukaryota, Metazoa, Arthropoda, Copepoda, Harpacticoida, Harpacticidae.